Chiroxiphia lanceolata (lance-tailed manakin) is the source of this 1279-nucleotide messenger RNA. RefSeq names its product quinolinate phosphoribosyltransferase (gene QPRT). Bases 1 to 915 code for a protein of 304 amino acids. Gene Ontology annotation, biological process: NAD+ biosynthetic process; quinolinate catabolic process. The transcript is spliced from 3 exons. Gene Ontology annotation, cellular component: cytoplasm. The record is from RefSeq and is a predicted model, not a curated record. Lineage: Eukaryota; Metazoa; Chordata; Aves; Passeriformes; Pipridae. Gene Ontology annotation, molecular function: nicotinate-nucleotide diphosphorylase (carboxylating) activity.
AUGACCUGCGAGCCCCCCGCCCCUCUCUGGGCCCCCCUGCCGCCCCCCCACCGCCUCGUGUCCCUCGCCCGCGCGUGGCUGGACGAGGACCUGCCGUGGCCCGACGCCACCGUGGGGGUCGCGGGGGACGCCCCGACCCGCGCCCACCUCCUCAGCAAGGGCGGGGGCGGCCCGGGGGGCGUCCUGGCGGGGGCCCCCUUCGCCGAGGCCGUGUUCGGGGUGUCGGGGUGCCGCGUCACCUGGAGGGUCCCCGAGGGGGGGUCGCUGCCCCCCGGGCGGGCGCUGGUGGCCGAGGUGGAGGGUCCGGCCGGGGGGGUCCUGACGGGGGAGAGGGUCGCCCUUAAUAUUUUGGGGCGCUGCAGCGGGGUCGCCUCGAUGGCCGCGAGGGCCGUGGGGGUGGCCCGGGGACACGGGUGGGGGGGGGUCGUGGCGGGCACCCGAAAAACCACCCCCGGCUUCCGACUGGCGGAGAAAUACGCGCUGGGGGUGGGGGGCGCCGACCCCCACCGGGGAGGCUUGGGGGGGGGGCUCCUCCUGCUCAAGGAUAAUCACCGAGCGCUGGCGGCGGCGGCGGCGGCGGCGGGGGGGCUCGAGAAGAUGGUUUUGGGGGUGCGCCGGGCCGGGGGGUUCACCCGCCGGGUGGGGGUCGAGUGCUCCAACGCGGCCGAGGCACUGGAGGCUGCGGGGGCGGGGGCCGACAUCGUCCUCCUAGACAACCUCUCCCCCCAGGAGCUGCACUCGGCGGCGGCGCAGGUCAAGGCUGCACACCCCAGAGUGAUGGUGGAGGCCAGCGGGGGGGUCGUUUUGGGGACCCUCCCCCAGUUUUUGGGGCCCCACAUCGACGUGGUGUCCAUGGGGUGUCUGACCCACAGCGCCCCCGCCCUGGACUUCGCACUACGGGUGCUGGAACCCUAAAAUCCAUCCCGGGGCCCCGGAAAGCCACCCUGGGACCCCCUAAAUCCCCCUCUGGGAGGGGGACCCUGAAAUCCGGCAGUGGGUCCUCCCAGCCACCAGGGGGCGCCAACGGCUGAGGAUUCCCCCACCCCAAUAUCCAGGGGACCCCAAAAUCCAUCCUGGGGCCUCCCAAAACACAUGCUUGGACCCCACAUCUUCACCGUGGGGUCUCCCUUACCCAGAGAGGACCCCAAUACCCAUCCUGGUGUCCCCAGGGUCCCCCCAAACCCUUCCCCCCUCCAGGGGUGACCCCAGAUCUCAAUCCUGGAGUCUCCUCACCCCCCUUUUCUCUCUGUACCCCCAAAUAAACCCCUCCCACACCUCC